Messenger RNA from Pyricularia grisea, 815 nucleotides. RefSeq lists its product as uncharacterized. Gene Ontology annotation, biological process: proton motive force-driven ATP synthesis. The record is from RefSeq and is a predicted model, not a curated record. NCBI's taxonomy places the organism in Eukaryota, Fungi, Ascomycota, Sordariomycetes, Magnaporthales, Pyriculariaceae. The transcript has 3 exons. Gene Ontology annotation, molecular function: proton transmembrane transporter activity. The coding region runs from base 165 to 443 and encodes 92 amino acids.
AAAAAUCCCGACAUCCUGUCGUCAACACCAGUUCUACAUUCACUAAUCGACUUGUCGACCGCAUUCCACAGGGCCGAUUGAGCGCCAAUUGACCCCCAGUUACUCCGACUACCCACGUUUUCUUCGAUUCCGAACUUAGUCGCGAGAUAAUACAGGCUGUCGCCAUGUCUGCCGUCUCCGGAAAGAACGUUCUUAGGUACACGGCGUUGGGAUUGGGAGUCUUCUACGGCUUCACACACCAGAGGAAGAUCAAGGCGGACCAGAACGCCGCCGCCGCCCGUCACGAGUAUGAGCACAAGCAAAAGUUAAUACAGCAGGCCAAGGCCGAGUACGCCAGGCUCAACGACAAGAGCGGUUCUAAGAACGACAGCCGGAAAUCCGACCCGAUGGACCCCAACUUUGACCUCGAGUCUUAUUUCACUGGAGUUAUUGGCAAGGCAUAGGUUGGAUACUUAUGCCAGGGUAGCGUGGUAAUGAAAGACUGGUUGGGACGAGGGCCCCGAGCGAUCUUGUUGAAGAAAAUCGACAGUUAUUGUCCGGUGCUGGCGGCAACAUAAACUUGCCUACGUCGAGAAAGGUGGUCGUCAUGUUGACCACUUCUGCGGUCAACAGGCUUAUGCGACCAGGCCAACGAUAACCUGGGAGUACUCGGAGGUGUUUGGUCAAACACCAUACAAAGACAUAGAAUUUCCUUAGAGUUCUGGUUUGCACGCUGUAAAUGUGUACUAUAAGAUUUAGACGGUUUCCGGAUGCAUGAGUUCUCUGUCUGCUGCUGUCUGUAUCUAUCUGAGCUUUCCAAUUGUAACUCCUGUCCC